AUGGUUACCACCCGCGCCCAGUCGCGCACGCCCUCGCGCAGCACCCGCGCCCGCACCACCUCGACUCAGCACUCGGACGGCGGAUACACGUCGACCGAAUCCGCACCCGGCAGCCCCACGCCAGCGCCCAGGCGGCCAACCUCGAACCUCUCGAAGCGCUCCUCGCUCGGCGUCUCUUCCUCGUCCUCGUCGCCCCUCCGCUCCAAGAUGUCCAAACCGCCGACAAAGGAGCAGCUCGCCCCGCGCACCGCCCACUACGAGUUUGGCGGCCCGCUCGGCGCCCUCUUUGUCUCCACCACCGUCCCCCUCUUCACCUACUACUUCUACUUUGCCUGCUCGCCCGCCCUCGGGUGCGCCCCCACCCUGCCCUUGACCCAUCCAGAGGCCCUCUGGCAGGUCGCAAAGCAAGGGCUCGUCGACAGCUUCCUCGACGGCACCGCCUGGGCCAUCUACUUUGGCUGGUACGCCUUCACGGUGCUCGCGUGGGCCGUGCUCCCGGGCCGCUGGGAGGAGGGCAGCGAGCUCCGCAUCGGCGGACGCCUCGAUUACAAGAUCAAUGCGUUUGCCACGCUCGUCGCCUCGUUUGCCAUUGCCGCCGGCAUCAUCGCCGUCCAGGGCCCCCAGGGCUUCACCAUGCUCUACGAUCACUGGCCCGGCCUGAUCUCGGCCAGCGUCGUCAACUCGCUCGUCCAGGCCUUUUACGUCUACGCCGUCUCGUUCCAGGAGGGCAAGCUGCUCGCCCUCGGCGGCAACAGCGGCAACGCACUCUUUGACUGGUUCAUCGGCCGCGAGCUCAACCCGCGCAUCGGCCGCUUUGACAUCAAGACGUUCAACGAGCUGCGUCCCGGCCUCAUCCUCUGGGCGCUCCUCGACCUCAGCUGCGCCUGCCACCAGUACGUCAAGCUCGGCGGCAGGAUCACCGACAGCAUGGCCCUCGUGUGCGCGUUCCACACGUGGUACGUCGUCGACGCGCUGUACAAUGAGUCUGCCAUCUUCACCCAGAUGGACAUCACCACCGACGGCUUCGGCUUCAUGCUCUCGGUCGGCGAUCUGACCUGGGUGCCGUUCAUCUACAGCCUGCAGGCGCGCUACCUCGCCUUCCACCCGGUCCACCUCGGCCUGCUCGGCACGCUGGCCAUCCUGCUGGUCAACUUUACCGGCUACUACAUCUUCCGCACCGCCAACUCGGAGAAGAACGACUUCCGCUCCGGCCAGAACCCCAAGCAGCUCUCGUACAUGACGACGGCCAGCGGGCGCAAGCUGCUCACCAGCGGCUGGUGGGGCCGCAGCCGACACCCCAACUACCUCGGCGACUGGAUCAUGGCGUGGGCGUGGUCGCUCCCCUGCGGCUUCGCCACGCCCAUCCCCUACUUUUACGUCCUCUUCUUUGCCAUCCUCCUCGUCCACCGCCAGAUUCGCGACGACGAGGCGUGCCGCAAAAAGUACGGCAAGGACUGGGACAAGUACUGCCGCCUCGUGCGAUCCCGCAUCAUCCCCGGCAUCUACUGA
Molecule: messenger RNA, 1509 nt
Organism: Pseudozyma flocculosa PF-1
Lineage: Eukaryota; Fungi; Basidiomycota; Ustilaginomycetes; Ustilaginales; Ustilaginaceae
Exons: 3
Coding region: 1-1509 (502 amino acids)
Biological process (GO): ergosterol biosynthetic process
Cellular component (GO): endoplasmic reticulum membrane
Molecular function (GO): Delta14-sterol reductase activity
Source: RefSeq, a predicted model, not a curated record